Molecule: messenger RNA, 2356 nt
Organism: Biomphalaria glabrata
Lineage: Eukaryota; Metazoa; Mollusca; Gastropoda; Planorbidae
Exons: 4
Coding region: 618-1211 (197 amino acids)
Source: RefSeq, a predicted model, not a curated record
GCCUGGUGUGUUUCUAUCAACCUGUGAGAUAUGUGUCGGCCUUUGUGUGUGUGUGUUUAGAAGCGUGUGUCCGCUUACAGAAAUGAAAAUCCUGGUUGGUAAGAGGGGGGGAAAAAAAGCAUAUACAUAUUUCUGUGUAAUACAGUGGCACGUUUUAUAUCCACUUAGUUCAAGGGUGUAUGUGUGAUGACCUACCUGUGUACUGAUAAAGGUCCCUAUAGAGAUAGUCUGUCUUUGCCAAUCUCUAGCUGUACACGUUAUUUGACCCAGAUAAGAGGGUCUACUCGUGAAGGAUUACAAACUAAAAUACAUAACAUUUGGUUUAUGGAGCUAUUGUCUCAAUGACCUGACGGGAUUAGGCAAUUUACUACACUCGUUUCAUAAUAUAGAUGAGGUAUUUGCCCACCAGGAUAACGCCAUAUUGAAACACACCAUCAAUCCAGGCAGAGCAGUGCAAAAAUAGCAACCUCGGUCUCCCACUUAUGCAUGAUUAUGGUCAGCCAUGACGUAUAAAAGGGGACGACAUUAAUCUGAAAUGAAGCACGACUUGAAGAAAAUUAAAGGUACAUUGUAAAAAAAAGACUUUCCUGCCUGCCAAAUAAAUAACCUGGUAGAGUAUGGAUAGCACCGGUACAUCAUUGCCUGCCAACCUCACUAACCUGACCACUUUCACCACGGGCAGCGAAACGACGCUUGGAAACGCGUCUAUAAUGACGUCACCGUCUCAUCAUACGUCAGGCGCCGAUGAGAACGUCGCUGGGAAAGCCAUCGCUGUUAUUAUCACGCUGGCUGCUGUAGCAGUUCUAGCUGUCCUGGGAUACUGUUAUCUCAAGAGAAGCGGUAAACUGGCCAGGCUAUCGUGCUACAAAUAUCAAAGAACCAGAAGGUCUUCCACUUCCAGCAGCAGAAGAGCCCUAGAUGAGAACGAUGUGAUGGAUCCCCCUGUGCCAAAGCAGGCCCAGGACGACAUGUUCACCAUCGAAGAGUACGACGACGCCCACGAGGAAGUGGCCAACAAGGAAGAGUACUUCUACGAUGAGGUGUUUGGCCAGUCCGAGUUUGAGGACGAGGCCACCAACACGGCCAUGCGGGAGCUGUACAGCACGCGAGAGUCUGGCGGGGAGAAUGACGAGGAGAUGCUUGACCUGGACUUCGAGACUCUAGGCAUCAAGAUUGAUAAAAUGGACUCGCUAAGGAAAAGUGGGAAGUAACUCUUGUGGGCGGACCAUAGAAUGUAUUUACACAGGUUGCUGCCCUUUAAUGGUGUGAUAAACAUGCCACCGCCAGUGCGUGCAUAAUUGUGAUCAGGAGAUUCUCAUAAGUUCAAAGGUCAUAUUCGUGUGAUACAAGUUAAUAACCUCGAAUCACUUAAGAAAUUCAUACAGCUUUGUGAUAAAAAGGUAUAUAAGACACGAGCUUUGUUGCAAUGACAGUAUGUGUGGUAUUCGAAUUCAUUCGAUGACCCUUAUAGCUUGUAUGUUAUAAGUGUAUAAAGUGAACCAAAUUUUAAUAAUUUCAAAUUGACGUCAAAAAAAAAAAAAAGGGGCACAACUUAAGUAUUCUUUUUCUGAUUAUGGCUCUUUGAAAUUCCUGAUAAUUUAUUAUUUCUUCAUUUAAAAAAAAGUGUAUAUUUUAUUACUAUAACAUUCUUUCAAUAAUUCCUAACAAAACUCUCAUGAUGUAUGAUACUACUAAUACUCGACUGCCUACCAAUCUAGCGAUGAUGUAAGCUAUCAACAUGUCAUAUAUAUGUAAUUGGUAACACGUCUUUAAAUUACUGUUUACAAAGGAGCCGGCUGGCAGUGGUCACUAACGUUCCAUGUAAAGUAUCCUGGCCGGCCCCCAGCCCACCUGACCUGGACUAAGGAGGCUGCAAGUGUUGACUUUUACAAUGGAGCAACGAAGUAUAUAUGACUGCAUUCAUUGCUUUUUUAUAUCUCUAUGUCUAUUUAUAAGAAUCUGUUUGCAUAUGGAAUUUAGGACCCAAUGAGAUUUUAUUUCUUCAUGGACACUGCCAAAUAACAAUAUUUGAUUAACAGUCUUUAAAAAAGUAGGCUGCUAAAAGCCUCCCGUGAUGAAGGCCUAGGGUGAUUUGAUUUCAGCCCUUUGUACUUGUCAAAUUGUUAAGACUGUCUCCAGCAAAAAACAAAAACAGCAUCAGUGUUUCUUCUGUAUUCCAAGUCUUAAGACAAAGCAAAAAACAAGUUAAAAUUAUUUCACACCAUUCCACCACUUUUGAUCCAAAAGGUUAAACUGCUAAGGCGUUAAAAAAUUACAAGAUUACUACUGCCUAAAAAUGCAUAAUUGCCCAUUUUAUUAAACCAUUGCUUACUCCAGUGCACAGUAGCCUACUUGC